CACAGAUUUUGUUUACACAGCAGACAUCUAAGUAACCUCCUUUAUCUUAAAUUGUGUGACUGGUGAAUUUAAAUAUUGUUUUUGUAGUGUAUCUUCGUUUGUUGCAAAUGUGUACCUUUUAUGAAAACAGUUUAAAACAUAACGAUGUUGUUUAAAUGAGUACCACAUAUUUAUAAACACUAAUAUGGGCGACGAUGAGGGUGCUGCUUCAAAGCUUUUUAACACGAAAGUGUUAUUAGGAUUGGUGGCAGGAGCAGGGUUUUCAUAUGGGCUUUAUAAACUGAUAUUUUCUGGUGGAAAUCAUGGAAAGAAACGCGAAUUUAGAGCAGGAGGAGAUGACGCCUGGAAUAUUUCCAUGCAACCAGGAAGUUUACUGGAGCGAGUAUCUGGAUUGCCGUUGGUUCAUGAAAAAAACGAUUUGACAGCUAAUGGAUCAACAACAGAUGAACUGCUUUUAAAGUCUACAAACAGCCUGGAACCACACCACCUGGAGAUGCUGCUUUCUUUGCUGCAGACAAAUUCUGAUCCUUCCGCAAGAAUACAGGUUUUAGUCACUUUAGGUAACAGUGCUGCCUUCUCGGUGAAUCAGGACUAUAUUCGUAAAAUGGGUGGCCUUCAGAUCAUUGGAAACUUGUUGUCUGAUGCUGCUUUUGAUGUCAGAGUUCAGGCUUUGAAUGCCCUGAACAACCUGAGCAUGAAUGCCACAAACCAGGAACAAUUAAAGGUCUACGUAAGGCAAGUUUUGGGGAUCAUAGAGACGUCACAUUUGAACUCUGACCUACAGCUGGCAGGACUGAGAAUGCUAACAAACAUGUCUGCCACAAAUAAUUACCAAUACCUGAUGAAGAGCUCCAUUACUCUGUUUCUCUCUCUGCUGGUUGUUGGCAAUGUAACAUUGCAGAUACAAGUUCUAAAAAUACUUGUGAAUUUCUCUGCUAAUCCAGACAUGGUGGAAGACAUUCUUCGAUCCCAGGCACCAGUCUCCCUGGUUUUGUUGUUCGACAGCUGCACCAACACAGAAGUUCUUCUUCGCGUGCUGACCUUUGUGGGGAAUUUAAAAGACUGGACAACUUCCACCCACGUAACUGAGAUUCUCAAACACAGCAAAGAUUCUCUCUACUCUGUGCUGUAUGGAGAUUCUUCCGAGUUCCAUCAGAGACUCCCACUGUUACUGUCACACCCUGACGGAGAAGUGAAAAGCCAGGUGGCAAAGAUUAUGACUUAAGUAUUGUGAUAGUAAUGGUACAAUCACUGCCCUCACACAGUGUCAGACUAGAAUGUUUUUUUUUUUUUCUUCUCAAAACUGUGUCCACUAGAAAGAGUUGUUUUUCCUAAAGGACACAUAAAGUGCAUAUUAAGCAUGUUCUGUUUGUUUUUUUUUAAAUCUAUUUAACUUGUAUAUGUAGUAAAUGUUGUUGGCAGAUAGCAAGCUAAGGUUUCAAGUUAACAAUGUGACAAAAUGAAAAUUCAUUUUGGCCCCUGGAUGGUGUUAUCUUGACAUUAAGUUUUUUGUUGUUGUUGCUGAGUGUGACUGGGACAGCUCCAUGGUCUCAUCAUUCCCUUGGACUGCCAUUUGUACCAUGUUACAGAUUAUCAUACUAAAAUAACUCAUUUUUAACUUUUUAUUCAGGGACAUGUAUUAUUUCCUGUAAUAGAUGUUCCUCUUAUAUAGGGAUAUAAAAUGAAUUGCUGAUAAAAUGAGUAUAAUAAAAAGGAUACAGUACAGCCCAUUAAUCAGCAUAGCACUUAGUGCUCUCUUAUUUUCAGACACACUGGCUGCAGUAUGUAAACAGUAUGGUACAUAGCACACAUAUGAUGUUCAUUAUCCUAAAUAAUUUAACUGGUUUGAUACAAUAAUUGUUAAACAGUAAAAACGACAACCUGUUUUGUUUUUGUGCUUUAAUGUACACUAGAGGUCUUCACAGGUCCAAAUUAAUCAACUCGACCGAUGUAAAAUUCUUGUUAUAGACCCGGAUCCGACCCGGCCCGAAAAAAAAGUGGAACGAUUUUCCUUUCCCCAGUUUAGUAUGUGCACUGGCUAGUUAAAGUAUUAAAGCAGUGUUUUUUUCUAGCCAACCUGGAAAUCAAGCUAAACUACAGACAUAUAGUUUGUAUAAAAGAUACAAAGAUAAAAUAGGUUAUCUGAAAAUCAAAGAACUGAAGUACGAUCCCGUAAAUGCGUGAUUUUAUUACAAACUAAACAUGAACAAAUGGAAUUGAGAUGUAAAAUAUGUGUUUUGCAAAACUUGUUUUCCUUCUUUGUCCACACUAACAACAACUGAGUCCCACAUUGCAGGCUUGCAUUUUUCUGUAAUCUUCUGUUCAUGGAAUUUGUUUUUCUUUCACGUCCUUCAUAAACAAAUCCAUUACUCUGACUUUUAAGCAUGAUCUAAAAGAAACCCCUUCGAUAUGGGCUAUGUCAUCUGUCAUCAUGUGGCAAGCCAUGUCAUGUGUUGCUGGGGAAGCCAAUCCACGCAACAAGAGUAAUAAACAAUGAUUUUUAGUACCAGAGCCUCUUUAAUAGUAAAAUAGACAGUUUGUGUAUUACCGAGUAAACAAAAUCAGACCCGACCCGACCCAAGGGUUGCGUGACAAUUUUGCACCAGAAAACCCGUUCGGUACAGGUCAGGUCUCGGGUCCUGGGGUCCGGUUAGACCCCAGAGACCUCUCUUGCAUAUUCCUCAUUGCACCUCAAUGACAUUUUCCCAGAUCCCUACUAUUGCACAUUUACUACAGUAUGCAUGUCUUGAAGACAGGGAAAUAGUGAAGAAGCCAGACAUACCUACCUUAGUUUGACAUCUAGAGAACUGCUUAUCAAAAUAUGCUGAAACUUGGUUUGGACAUUCUUUAACACUACUAUACUUGCGGAUAUAAAGUGGUGCCUAUCCAGCUGUCUUUACUUACUGUAUGCACAGACCUUGGACCCAUAAAAAUGGACACAUAAAUGACUACUGAAUAGUUCUGCAUUAAAAAGUUUAAUUUGGAAAUGAGGUGGUGCUCUAUGUGAAAUAUUUUAAAAACCUUUUGUCCAAAAUUGACUUUUUUUUUUUUACAAAUAACAUUUUACCUUUUCAAACAUGAUGAAACUCCUCAAACUGCAGUUUGUUUUAUGUCAUGAGAAUAAAUCAGACUUUUAUUUUUCAUCAAGUUUUCAAAGCCAAAAUCCAUCGACACCUUUUUAGGGCUUAUCAUUCUCAUAACUGUGUGAAUAUUUGUCUGCAUUAAUGAAAGGAGGUACAAAGACCUAAUAACAAGUUCCACAUGCUAUAAACUCCAUGGCAGGUGCAGAACAACAAUAUUUUCAGUUCAAGAAAGUUUUCAGAAAGGUUGUAUAGUACUUCAGUACCUAACUCACGAGAGUUAAAGCUUUGUGAACAGGGCAACAUCAUCUAGAAAUACACAACUCCCAACAGCACAUAUUAAGAAAUCUAGUUUUUUAGAUUUGGCAUUUAUUUGGCAAAUGCAAAAAGAUAUGUUUGUGAAAAAGUACAGUUCUUAAUACAGGCAAAAUCUAGGUUUAUAAACCACCACUUCAUGUUUACUCAAAAAAUAAAGUUAAUAAUAUUCAUUAAAACUGACCUGCAUUUUACAUCUUUUGUAUUCGAAAUACAAGACUGGUAAUCACUAACUCUCUUUAAAAGGCACACUUCUUAAGGCCAUCUCUAUAUAGUAUUUAAUACUUCUUCCUACUUCCUAAAUAUGACAAGCCUUCCUCAUGAUUUUUUGUAAUUGCAUGUGCUUUUGCCAGCUACAGUACCCAGCACAUUAAUUUUGUGCCUACUGUUGGCAUCUAUAUUCCACACAGGUCCUAUACAACUUGCUUAAUGUUUUAAACCCAUUUCUGUUUUUCUAAAUUAGCUGCUCUUUACACAUUCAGGACAUGAAGAGAAUGUUGUGUCCUGAUUGUGCUGCUUCAUUGGUAUUUACAAUAACAUUUGUUAUCAAAUCAGCACACUGACUGUUAUCAAAGAAUCAACACACUGACAUUCUGAACUACAAAGAUCAAGGUAAAAAUAAUUUGUGUUGCACUGCUGUUGGUUCAUUUCUCACCCCACUCCAACUUCCAUUCUGAUGCAAUAUUCAUCAUAUUUAUAAACUUACUUAAUGAGAAGGUUCCAAAACUUGUUAGCAAGCAUGCAGCAAAUAUGGCAAAGUACAGUACACAUCUGUUUACCGUUGUCUUUGAACAAUACUAAGCAGCUGAAUUCCAAAGCACAUUUUGUAUUUUCAUUAAAUGUUUUGCCACUAUUGACUUUCUCCUGUCUCAACAGUGAAACAUGUCCGUGCUUAGUUUUAUUACAUCAAUAAUGUUAGAGACCACACACCGCCUCUUUUUAUACUGCACCUUGAUUGAAACCGGUAUUCCAUUGAGAAUAUAUAGGCUAACUUCAUUAUAACAAACUCUUCUUAUAAUGAACACCCGUUUUUAAUGAUCCCAACAGCGAGAACCGAUUUUUUCAAUGCAAAUUAACUCUAUUAGAACGAUCACGUACAGGAUCGACCCGGAUAGAACGGUCUCAGUACUCACUGCCACUGAACUUUUUCCAGUGUCAAGUGUGUUACUCUCUCAGGUAUAACAAAGACCAUGGUUGACCAAUUCAAAGAUAACGCUAAUUCAAAG
This is a messenger RNA of Polyodon spathula (Mississippi paddlefish), 4621 nucleotides long. RefSeq names its product armadillo repeat-containing protein 10-like. Gene Ontology annotation, cellular component: mitochondrion. NCBI's taxonomy places the organism in Eukaryota, Metazoa, Chordata, Actinopteri, Acipenseriformes, Polyodontidae. The record is from RefSeq and is a predicted model, not a curated record. The coding region runs from base 185 to 1225 and encodes 346 amino acids. The transcript is spliced from 6 exons.